Messenger RNA from Hordeum vulgare subsp. vulgare (domesticated barley), 1344 nucleotides. RefSeq lists its product as uncharacterized. The record is from RefSeq and is a predicted model, not a curated record. The transcript is spliced from 5 exons. NCBI's taxonomy places the organism in Eukaryota, Viridiplantae, Streptophyta, Magnoliopsida, Poales, Poaceae. The coding region runs from base 132 to 881 and encodes 249 amino acids.
CGGAUGGCUUGGCUUCGCGCCCAUACCAUCCCUUCCUUGUCAGCCGGACAUGCACCGACGCGAACCAAAACCCCAGCCAGCCUCAUAUACCACCUUCUACAUCCAGGCACGAUCCAAGCCACAGCUCCGCCAUGGAUCUCUCGACCCUGUCAUGCCUUCUUCCUCCCCCUCCUUCCGCGCCGGCGACCCGCCUGCGCCGAAACGGCGCGAGCACCAGCAGGCCGGGGCGUUCGUGCAGGGGGGCAUGGAGCAAUGGCGCGGGGACGAGGAGGGGCAGGAGGAACGGCGGCGGUAGGCUGCGCGUGGAGGCUCUGUUCGGCGACGGAGGAGGAGGAGGAGGGGAAGACGGGUUCCGGGCGGUGAUGAGGAUCGUGAAGCUCAACUCCGCCAUCCAGAACCGUAGCGUCCGGGAGCUGCUCGAGCUGCUCGCCGACGAGUGCCGGUACUUCUUCCGCAACGUUCCGCCCGUCAGCGCUUCAGAGAUGAGCAAGAGCGUGUUCCUGUUUCUGCAUGAGAUGAUGCUCCGGCACCAGGUCUCGUUCGUGCUCAAGCCCGCGGUGAACGGAGGCUUCGACCUGGGCGUCAAGUGGUCGCUAGAAUGGAAGGGCAAGAAGCUGCCUUGGGACGUAGACUGCACUGUAUCCACGACCCACGUCUACACAGGCCUACUGCUCGUCAGCCAAGUGAAUAAGGCAUGUGGGCCACUCCUGCAGAGGAUUCUUCAGAUGAUUUACCAGAAUUUGGAUGCGGUAGUUUUGAUCGUGGCAAACAAGUUUCUACCGGAAGGCACGCUGGAUGAGGAGAGAAGCAACAUAAUUGUGUGCGCCAUCAUUGGCCUGGUGGUCAUGGUUCUGUUCUACGCCAUCUUUACCAACUUGUAGGUUCACCAGGGGCAGCAAGUCCACGCCGAUGUUUCAGAGAAUUCUGAUGUACAGAUACCAGAAUCUCUUGUAAAAUAGUCAGCAGGCAUAAUGAUUUUAUCCCUUCAUGUAAUACUCCCUCCGUCCCAAAAUAAGUGUCUCAAGACACUUAUUUUGGGACAGAGGGAGUAAUACAUAGCAAAGUAGUUGUUGGUUGCAAAAAGGAAGAAGAACUUAAUGAAUAAGAUUAACCAGGGACAUGGUUUAGAACGAACGGGAACAAAUUAUUAAAACAUAUAAUUAGCCAUCACCUACAACAUCACAAUGUUCUGGUAAAAAGGGAGAAAGCUGCCUCUUACCAUAAGACGCGUCUAUGGUUGCUGAAUUUACAUCAAAGUUAAUCAGCUUUCGCUUUCUCUUACUGUUGCUUCAGUGCUACAAAUUCGGACAGCCUACCAGAUGUGACCCUUCCGGGGAGACCAAA